AUGAAGAUGGGUUAUCCAACAAUCAAACUGUCUUCAGGCAACGAAAUGCCCGUGCUAGGGCUUGGAACAUGGCUGUCUACAGAUGAGAGUCAACUGACUGCUGCUCUCAAAGCGGCUCUCGACUGUGGGUAUCGCUUGAUCGACACCGCAUUUGUUUACGAAAAUGAAGCCGUGAUCGGAAAAGUGCUGCACGAAUAUUUCACGAAUGGAAAACUCAAAAGAGAAGAUAUAUUUAUCACUUCAAAGGUAAGCUGUCUUUCAACUGUUACUUGGAAUAACCUUAAGUAGAA
Molecule: messenger RNA, 290 nt
Organism: Strongylus vulgaris
Lineage: Eukaryota; Metazoa; Nematoda; Chromadorea; Rhabditida; Strongylidae
Source: the annotation of a GenBank genome assembly